Aspergillus saccharolyticus JOP 1030-1 is the source of this 3839-nucleotide messenger RNA. RefSeq lists its product as uncharacterized. The record is from RefSeq and is a predicted model, not a curated record. Bases 221 to 3640 code for a protein of 1139 amino acids. The transcript has a single exon. Lineage: Eukaryota; Fungi; Ascomycota; Eurotiomycetes; Eurotiales; Aspergillaceae.
AUCACAUCGCAUCUCUUGUCUCUUCGCUCUCCUUUCUUCUUUCUUCUCGUCUUACGAACAAUAAACCUGAGAAGUCCCGUCGUGUGCAUUAUUUUCAAGGUAUGCAUGUGACUUCGUGCUUGUGACUAGACAUGCGUCACAGAACAUUCGCUAUACGGACACUUCGAGUUCUGGACUUCCUCCGCCCGCAGGCCACCGCCGCUAGCACUACUAUCGUGUCAUGAAAAGGUGCCUUUCCUCAGCUCGUCCGCUACGUCUGCGUCACGGGUUUCCCCGCAUCGACUGUUCUCCUUUGAUCGGUUUUCCUGGCGGAAAUCAUGGCUAUCUUCCUUAUGGUUUGCGCUGGGCUACGUUCGCAGCUGUCGACAAGCGGCGCCAGAAGCGUGAUGGUGGCUUCUCAUCCAUAAAACUAGAUAUUUCAUACGGUUUUUUGAGAUUUCAAGCAUUGAGGCAAAAGCAAUUACCUCGUGGGACCGAUGAAGAGCUUAAAGAAAGCGAAUUCUGGGUUUCGAUGCUCGAGAAGCAUUUGCCACCCCGAUUGCGCAGGGCCUACAAUGAGGAGGAGAACGAGGAGCAAGAUUCAUGGGAUGAUACGCCAUCAUUAAAUCGAAUCACUUUCGCAGCGGCGGUCGAUGCGUCCAACACGCUAUAUCGAGCCAGAAAGCAUGGGCAUCUGGAUCUGCUAACUCAUCUUGGCUUCCGACUGAACAACUGGGCGGCCGUGGAUUUCAUCCUAGGUCGUCUGCUUGACGCCUCCGAGGUCAUCGAAGAGUAUGAAAAGCACUCGCGGCCUAUUACUGGUGUACAUUGGGCGCUGGAUCCCGAUGUGACCCUAGAUGAACUCUCCAGCCGAACCGUAAACUUUGCUCCCACGGCCACUCCGGCUCUCGGUCCUAACGUGUCGAAAAAAUCGAUACCGAUCAGUCUGGAUCAGUCUACUUCUCGGCCCCUUAUCGCCCAACUAAGAGGUGAAUUGAUGGCGCAGGUAUGGCAGACAUUGGGAUCUCUUGUGCUUGAGGCGGCGGAUGCUGCCCCCAAUGAUGCCAAGCUGGCUAUGUCGAUUGUUCAAUGUACUCUGGCACGCCUACACACAUCUGGCGCCAUAUCCGACAAGGUUUACGAAUUCAUCCCACCCAGCGAAUUCCAAACCACGUAUCGUCCUCCAGGGAUGUCCUUGCUCAGGUCCGCCAUUAUGGAAGCCCUGACCGAUGCCGCGUGGGCAAAGUACGAGGCUGACAUGGCCAACAAGGCUGCUGCCGCAGGUCAGGAGUCACCUUUCAUUUCAGUCAAGCCAAAUAUCCGUGAACUGGGGCCAUCAAUCUGGAUAGAGCUAAUUCUUUGGUGUUGCGUUGAGCAUGGCUUCAUUGAAGAGGGAGUUGGGCUGAUCCAGCGCAUGCAGGCUCAGAAAGCUGGUUUACCCUGGAGUGUCAACAACUGGAAGGAGGAGCACUUGCUCGACAAGCCGACGCGGAAGACUGAUAUUGACGUGGAUAGCAUAUGGCAUCGACCACAUCAUACGCUACGAGAUCACAACGAUGUUGGCAAAAACACAUUUGAUGGUCUGGGGCCCCGGAUCAUCAGUGAGGAAGUUGCUUGGGCACUGUUGGACAAUCUCCCAAACCCCACAUAUACAGGCACAGGUUUACAUGGCUUGAUGCCCAGCAACUUGAUGUCCUGCCUCAACACAUUAAAGUUCGUACUCAGAAGACAGAGCGAAGGGCCUUUGCAUUUGACAAAUUCGAGGAGCAAUUCUUUUCUUGUGCGGCUACUAGAAUCUGGAGGAUACAAUCCCCGAUUGGACCCUCGUACUCUUGCCGACAUCCUGCGAACCGCAUCGCGCUUAGGAUCGCUAUGGGACUUAUCCUACACACAGUACUUGGAUACGGAGCGUCUCAACCAACUUUCUCAGCGGACGUUUUACGAUCAAAGUUUGGCGGCGUUUGGCUUGUUUGAGUACCUCAUUAGAUACUUUUCGUCUCUUCAUCUGUCCCGAGAGGCGUGGAGCCUAUAUACCUGGUUACAGAACUUCAUUGACACAAGCAGGCGACAGCUGAUGGACGAAUUCGCUGCCUCUCCAUCAACUGCCUCCCACACUCCGGCAGCCGAAAGCGCUGGAGACUCGCUUCAGCCUUCUCUGCCAUCUUUGCCACACUUAUCGAACUUGACGCUAACCGGACUACUUGAGUUACUCACGGAUACACAGGCUUACAAGUCCGGUGCUUUACUGGUUUCCGCCGCGGACAUCGACAGACCUAUCAUCCCAAAGAGCCUGUACGGUGAUCCGAGCAUAGCAACCACAAUCCUUCGUUUUGCUGCAGACACCAAAAAUGAGGCUCUGGCUGAUUUGGUCGUUGGAUCUCUCCAGCAUCCACUCUCUAUCGGCACCAUCCGUGCCCUCAUCAACUACCGCAUUGUUCUAGGCCAAUGGAAGUCGGUGGUUUUGAUGCUCGAGUACCUUCGUGACCAUCGUCUUAAGUCUUGGGGCUACAGCAACGUCACCACAUUGGUUGCCCAAAUUAUUCGCAUAGAACACGAAGUUGCAACUCUACGCGAGAAGCAGGACCCGCAUGUCGAUGACGAGAUUGCCCGCCUCUCUGAUUCUCUCAAAGAAGCAAUAUCAAUACUCCAACGUCUAUUCACUGGGGAAUUUAACAUAAGCGAGCGCAGCGUCGCAUCAGAGAAUGUGUUCCGCCUUGGACAACCGGAGUAUCAGGCACGCGUCCUCUACAGUCUCCACCGUCUCGUCCUCUCCCUCGAUAUAUCUCCCGCCCUUCAGACCAUCGCCAAGCUCACCGAGCCACAUCUCCAAUUCAAGGCCACUCCACGCAGCUUGAUUCCCUACAUCCCAUCUACUGCGUUUCAAAAGGUCCUUGCCGCCGUCGUCGACACAAAAGAUAGCACUGCAGGCGUGAAACUAUAUCAAAAGCUAUGCUUGGACUCGGUUCCGUCGAAUGUAGAGCGGAUGCAGGCGGGCGGUGUUCCGCUCAUGUACCUCCACUCGGAACUCGUCUACGAGCGGGGUGACCCGUUUUCAAAACCGGCGUCCUUCCGGGAAAAGCAGGCCAAGUGCGUGGUACCGAGCUUGAACACCAUUCGGAUCAUUCUACUGAGCGCAAUGAAGGAAUACCUUGCCAUGCUGGGUAUAUCCACGAAUGCCGACAAUGACCGGACAGGCACCGGCGUAUUUCGCCCUCCUUCAUAUCUCGAAAAGCUCCUCAUCGGGAUGCAAGAGAAUGGCACAAUAGGUCAUGCAUUUGAUGGCCCCGUGCGCACCACUCUCCGCCGCCGCGAAUGGAACUCGACGCCGCCUCCGCAGGAGUCCAGAAGCGGGUAUACCCUUCACCCGCAGCUGCCUCCAAACAUCAUGCCGAGAUUCUCCUGCAAGUUUGCCCCAAAAGACAUUGUUCUUAAUUUCUGCAUUGUUCGAUACUUGCGCCUCGGAGGGGAUCCCGAUAUGAUCAAUCACGAAACCGGGGGGUAUCUGCAGCGACACUGGGACACAAUACAGCGCGAUCUGAAAGCUUUGCGCCCCCCGAUCAAGCUUCGCCGAGUAAUAGACCAGGAUACGCAGGUGGAAAGCCUGGUGAUUGAUGAGCCAAGGCAGAAAUUGGGGGGGUUGCGUCAGAGAAGACGUUCCUGAAAGUUCCUAAGUAAGUAGGGAGAGUGUGGUUCUAAUCAGUUUCCUUCCACACUACCCAUCACUGGUGGUAGGCGAGUAAUCACUCGCCCAGUCUCGCUUCCCUCUCUCCUUUUCUACAGGGGCACGGGGGCACGAACUGCCGUGUGCAUGUGUCGCGGUCGAUGUGCAUAUAUAUAUAUAUAUAUAUAUUGCUUUGCGA